AUCACACAGGAAGUGGAACUCCUCCAGACUUAAAACAGCUCCGAUCAACACUGUACAUUUUCAUUACAGCUGUAAAUUCUCUCACAUGUAGAAGUCAACAUCUGGAUGGGAGCCUGACUGAGCAUCAGCCUGUUUAUAUGGGAUGGAUCUCCUCAACUCCAGCCUCCUUCACAACAACCAAUCAGACUUGAGCAGCGUCUUCACCCACCAGGUGCUUCCUUCACUCUAUCUCAUCAUCUGCCUCGUGGGCCUGGGCCUGAAUGGCGUCGCCGCCUGGAUCUUCUUCAGAGUGCCCAGCGACUCGGGUAUGGUGGUCUACCUGAAGAACAUGGUGGUGGCCGACCUGCUCAUGCUCGCCACCUUCCCCUUCAAGCUGGCGUCUCAGCUGGAACUUGGCGGCUGGCGGAUCCACGUGGUCACCUGCCGCUACACCGCCGUGCUCUUCUACUACUCCAUGUACGUGGGGAUCGUCUUCAUGGGCCUCGUCAGCAUAGAGCGCUACCUCAAGAUCGUCCGACACACGUCCUCCUGCUGCACCUCCUCCUGCAGGUCCAGGCUGUGUGGGACCUCCGCGCUGCACCUCAUGCAGAGCGUGGGCUUCGCCCGGGUGCUAGCCCUCCUCACCUGGAGCCUUCUCCUCAUCUGCGCUCUGCCCAACUGCAUCCUGACCAGCAAGCCGGCCCACGAGGGGAACGCCCGGGACUGCAUCGGGCUGAAGACGCCGCUGGGCGUGAAGUGGCAUCACGGGUCCAUCAGCUUCAUUGUGUUCCUGUUCUGGGUGACACUGCUGGUCCUCGUCUUCUGCUAUGUCUCCAUCGCCCACCGGGUUUACCAGUCGUACCGACGGGCGCAGACCUCCACCAGCAACGUCUGCCGCAAAUCCAACCGCAGCAUCUUCAGCAUCCUGGCGGUGUUCGUCAUCUGCUUCGUGCCGUACCACGUCUGCCGCUUGCCGUACACGUUCAGUCAGAAGACAGAAUCGGACCUGUCCUAUGACACCCGGUUCCUGCUGUUCCAGCUGAAGAAGGGGACGCUCUUCCUGUCGUCUCUCAACGUCUGUCUCGACCCCAUCAUCUACGUCCUCACGUGUCAGACCUUCAGAGAGUCGCUGCUGAGGAAACUGUCAGGGAGGGAGACGAUGAGAACCCUGACCACCGCCCAGAGCGCGAGCAACAUCUAGGACGAGAGACGGAGGAGGAGACGAGGGGGGACGAAGGAGGAGGAGACGAGGGGGGACGAAGGAGGAGGAGACGAGGGGGGACGAAGGAGGAGGAGACGAGGGGGGACGAAGGAGGAGGAGACGAGGGGGGACGAAGGAGGAGCGAGAGUAGAGGAGGAUGAGUGGAGACAAGUGGAGAGCAGAGGAGACAAGAGCAGAGGAGACAAGAGGCGAGGAGACAAGAGGCGAGGAGACAAGAGUUGAGGAGACAAGAGUAGACAAGGGAAGGAAAGAAGGAGAUAGGAGGCUCCUAACCUCAGCUACAGUCUGAGCCACAUUUUGACACUCUUUGUUAAAACUCAUGUGUUUAAAUAAGAGUUCAUGAAAAUAAUUUGAUUCUGAAAGUUAAACCACUUUUAUUCAGGAAGUAAAUCAUUGAAUCUAAAAACCGGUGUCUUCACAUUUAUAUUAAUUUGAUAAAAAUAUCAUUUUACAGAGAAGCCUGCAGACUCAGCUUGGUUUUAUUUAUUGUGGAGGAUUUAUUAUGUGAGAAAGGAAAAGACGAUGCCACACUGUGUCUCUGUGGAUCGGGAAGUGAAACCGGACUCUGAUGCCUGGGCAUCAAACGUGUGACACCCGACUGCUGUGGUGUCCAGGUCUGUGGUCGUUCCACUUCUUUGAUUCAACUGUUUUUUGUACAGGCUGCUCGUCUUUGGAGCCUCUGUGCAGUUACACACAAUGGCCACUGGAGCGCAGCAAACACACAACAAUAUAUUAACAUUUCCUAUUAAACAUUUAAAUAUUCAAUUCUUAAAAUAAAUGUGUCUGUGCUGCCCUCUUGUGGUCACACUCAUUUCCAUGUUAAGCAUUAAGCAUUUAUUUUGAAAGUGAGCACAGGAAGUGAACACCUUUACUGCCCCCUGAUGGUCACAGUGAAGAUCCAUUUUGUCUGUGGUGUAGUGACAAACGUACACUUUGAGUAACUGUACAUGGAAUCAUAAUGAUAUUGUAAAAUUUAAAUGACGAAAAUAAAAACAGUUGUGUGU
Pleuronectes platessa (European plaice) is the source of this 2205-nucleotide messenger RNA. Its product is annotated as P2Y purinoceptor 14. The transcript has 2 exons. Bases 143 to 1180 code for a protein of 345 amino acids. Gene Ontology annotation, biological process: G protein-coupled receptor signaling pathway. NCBI's taxonomy places the organism in Eukaryota, Metazoa, Chordata, Actinopteri, Pleuronectiformes, Pleuronectidae. Gene Ontology annotation, molecular function: G protein-coupled purinergic nucleotide receptor activity. Gene Ontology annotation, cellular component: membrane. The record is from RefSeq and is a predicted model, not a curated record.